AGAUGAGGUCGUUUAUUAUAUUUGCUGUUGCUUUCAUAGCUGUUGAAGCUUUAUCCUUCAAGAAUGAGUGGAAUGAAUUCAAGCUGAAACAUGGAAAAUCCUACGACACGAAAGAAGAAGUGAAUCGCUUCUCGAUUUUCCAAUCAAACUUGCUCACCAUUGUCAACCACAACAAAAAAUAUGGAAAUGGCGAGUCCACUUUCAAGAUGGCAAUCAACAAAUUUGCCGAUCUAACUUCCGAGGAAUUUAAAGCCAUGAUGACCAACCCCUUCGUAUGGAACACCACUUUGAAAGUCGAGCAAACCAGUUUCGAUGACGUCAUGGAUACGGAUAUACCCGAAGAGGUCGACUGGAGAAAAAAAGGAGCUGUCACUGCAGUCAAAAACCAAGGAAACUGUGGAUCAUGCUGGAGUUUCAGUGUGACCGGAACAGUCGAAGGUCAAUACUUCAUCAAAAAAGGGAAAUUGCUCUCCUUCAGCGAACAACAAUUGGUAGAUUGUGCCAAUGGUAAAUACCUUUCCGAAGGCUGUAACGGAGGCUACAUGGACAAAGGUCUGCAGUAUGUAGCAGACUAUGGCCUCAUGUUGGAAAAUGCUUAUCCCUACAAGGCGAGAGACCAGUUUUGUCAGUACAAGAAAUCGGAAGUCGCUGUCAAGAUUUCCUCCUACAAGUCGGUGAAGACAGGAGAUGAAAAUGAACUGAAGAAGGCUGUGGCAACUGUAGGACCAAUCUCUGUUGGUAUCGAUGCGACAGAUACCUUCCGUUUCUACGACUCUGGUGUUAUGGAUGACACGACUUGCAACAACGAGGAUAGAAACCAUGGGGUUCUGGCUGUUGGAUAUGGUACUUUGAACGGAAAUGACUAUUGGAUCGUGAAGAAUUCUUGGGGAACCGAUUGGGGACAAGAUGGUUACAUCUUGAUGUCUAGGAAUAAGGAUCAAUGUGGAAUAGCAUAUGAGCCAACGUAUCCAGUUUUGUAAUAUGUUAACGACUGUACUACAAUAAUGGUCUGAAUUUGUUACUAGGUAUAUAGACGUUCUACCAUUUUAUGAAAUUAAGUUAAGUAAUAUAUUUCAGUUAUCUACUGC
Phaedon cochleariae (mustard beetle) is the source of this 1088-nucleotide messenger RNA. The record is from the annotation of a GenBank genome assembly. Lineage: Eukaryota; Metazoa; Arthropoda; Insecta; Coleoptera; Chrysomelidae.